This is a messenger RNA of Amphiprion ocellaris (clown anemonefish), 4170 nucleotides long. Its product is annotated as retinoic acid receptor alpha-B-like. The transcript is spliced from 9 exons. NCBI's taxonomy places the organism in Eukaryota, Metazoa, Chordata, Actinopteri, Pomacentridae. The record is from RefSeq and is a predicted model, not a curated record. The coding region runs from base 807 to 2255 and encodes 482 amino acids. Gene Ontology annotation, cellular component: nucleus; transcription regulator complex. Gene Ontology annotation, biological process: regulation of transcription by RNA polymerase II; retinoic acid receptor signaling pathway; cellular response to corticotropin-releasing hormone stimulus. Gene Ontology annotation, molecular function: RNA polymerase II cis-regulatory region sequence-specific DNA binding; nuclear glucocorticoid receptor binding; zinc ion binding.
GAGAGAGAGAGAGAGAGAGAGGCCGCCGGGUACAGAGCGGAGGUUACCACAGGACACUCCGCCUGCACCGCCGCUGGACCUCCACAAACCAGCAACAAGCGGCGGACGCAGACGACCGAGCGUCUCGGAUUAAUCUCCCCGCUCCCACCGCCACUUUCCCCCACGUUCCGGACGCUCUGCCGCUCGGCUGCAACUUCACCAUGACGCCUCGCAUUCAGUAUUAAUGUGUUUUUUAUGUCUCUCCCCGCCGUGGACUCUGUGAACCGGAGCGACCGGGGAGAAAGGGAAGGAGGAGGACGAGGACGCCGCUUUUCGCCACUUUUUUUCCGGCUGCGUUCACUGACGGCAUGCGGGGGAUUUAAACGGCAGCGAGCGAGUAAUAUGUGUGUUUAAGACGGCUAGCGGCGGCGAACCGAAGCCAGUGUGAUGGUGUAGUGUUAUAACAUUAGGCCGACGUUAUUUCCUUUCGUUUUAUUUAUUUAUAAGGGCUACAACUCCAGCAGCACUUGUAGCAUUUGGACGGACAAAUUCACCCGAGCAGAGCGACACAAAGGACGGCAAAGUUUGACUUCUAGUCCCCCCCCUCCUCUCCAAGGGCUGAAAGGUCACCGGGACCGGUCAUCUCCUCCUCUCUCCUCCCCCUUCCUCACCCUCCUAUCAGUCUGUUAUGAAGAUGUGAACUCUUCCUCUCCCCCUCCCUCCCUCUUUCUGUCUCUCCUCGCCGUCCUUUGAUCUUUUUUUUCCCUUCCCCUCUCUCCUCUAUUUGAUACAAAGAGAUCAAACAGCCACUUCCCCUCCUCUCGGGGAUGUACGAAAGCGUGGAUGUGGUGGGUUUGAGCCCCAGCCCCAGCAGCCCCAGCCCGGGCUCGUUCCUCAGCAUGGACUACUACCACAGACCCCCGGGGCUCGGGCCGGAGAAGGGGCUCCUGUCCGGGGUGGGAGGACUCCAGCGUCCGUUCGGAGGCUCGCUGGUGACGAGGAGACACUGGAGCGGAUCCAGCCACUCUAUAGAGACCGAGAGCACAAGUUCAGGGGAGGAUCUUCUCGUCCCCAGCCCUCCUUCACCUCCACCUCCACCUCGUGUCUACAAGCCCUGCUUCGUUUGUCAGGACAAAUCUUCAGGAUACCACUAUGGAGUCAGCGCCUGUGAGGGCUGUAAGGGCUUCUUUCGGAGGAGCAUCCAGAAGAACAUGGUGUACACAUGCCACCGAGACAAAGUCUGCGUCAUAAACAAAGUGACGAGGAACCGGUGUCAGUCCUGUCGGCUGCAGAAGUGCCUCGAUGUGGGCAUGUCCAAAGAGUUGGUGCGAAAUGACAGAACAAAGAAGAAGAAGGAGGAGAAGAGGCAGGGAGAGGCAGAGAUCUACGUCCUGUCGGCCGACACGGAGCAGAUGAUUGAACGAGUUCGUCGAGCCCAUCAGGACACCUUCCCCUCGCUCGGUCAGCUGGGGAAAUACACCACGAGCAACAGCUCUGAGCACCGCGUCGCUCUGGACGUCAGUCUCUGGGACAAGUUCAGCGAAUUAUCCACCAAAUGCAUCAUCAAGACGGUGGAGUUCGCCAAGCAGCUUCCUGGUUUCACCACGUUAACCAUCGCUGAUCAGAUCACGCUGCUCAAAGCCGCCUGCCUCGACAUUCUGAUUCUGAGGAUCUGCACCCGCUACACCCCAGACCAGGACACCAUGACCUUCUCGGACGGCUUGACCCUGAACCGCACCCAGAUGCACAACGCUGGCUUCGGACCACUCACGGACCUCGUCUUCUCCUUCGCCAACCAGCUGCUGCCGCUGGAGAUGGACGAUGCAGAGACCGGACUGCUCAGCGCCAUCUGCCUGCUCUGUGGAGACCGUCAGGAUCUGGAGGAGUCAGAGAAGGUGGAUGUUCUUCAGGAGCCCAUGCUUGAAGCCUUGAAGAUCUAUGUGAGGAGGAGGAGGCCUGAUAAACCCUGCAUGUUCCCCAAGAUACUGAUGAAGAUCACUGACCUCAGGAGCAUCAGUGUGAAGGGAGCCGAGCGAGUGAUCACCCUGAAGAUGGAGAUACCCGGCUCCAUGCCUCCUCUCAUCCAGGAGAUGCUGGAGAACUCUGAGGGCCUGGAGGGGCACGGGGCAGGGGGAGGGAAAGGAAGAGGAGGAGGAGGCAGAGAAGAGGACGAAACAGACGCUGCUGGAAGUUGUCAUCCAUCGCCCAAAUCUGUCCCCUCUCCCAGCCCCAGCCCGGCGCCCUGCUCCCCUUCUUCUCCCAUAAACUCCCCCUGAAGCUCCACACUGAGCUUCUGAUGACAUAAACUGGAGGACAGAGCAGCUUCAGAGGAGAGUCUGAAUGUCUGAACCCGUGAACUCUCUGGGGACAUGUGAGACUGUGCAACGAGGACUGAUUUCAGACGUCAUGGUUGUGUACAUAGAAUGCAAAAGAACACAAGUUCACAUUUUUAUCUUUUUAAGAUGUUUAUAAAGCUAAUGACUUGCAGCCUAAAUGACAGAUUAUCUAGAGCAGGGGUGUCAAACUCAUUUUAGUUCACAUUCAGCCCAAUUUCAUUUCAAGUGACCAGUAAAAUCACAGCAUUAUAACCUAUAAAUAACUACAACUCCAAUUUUUCCCCCUUUGUUUUGGUACAAAAAAGUACUUUCUGAAAAUGUUCACAUUUAAGGAAUUAUCUUUUUACAAAACAUCCUGAACAACCUGAAAUUUCUUCAGAAAAGUAAGUUCAAUUUCAACAACAUUAUGCCUGUUUAUCAUUUACACAUUACAACUUCCAGAUCACAGAGGAUCUAUAAAGACAAAACAUUUAGUACCUGGUAUCUGGAACUGAACAAUGUAGUAUUUUACUUAUUGAUCAAAAUGACAAAAGUCAGACCAAAAAAAGGACAAAGAACAACAAAAGCAAGACAAAAUAUUACAAAAAUGAGACACAAAAUGAUGAAAAAUAAGACAAAUGACAUGAAAUUUAACAAUAAAGACAAAAUAUUGAUUAAAAAGUUACAAAGCAACAAAAAAAGACAAAGACGACACAAAAAUUACACAAAUGAGACAACAAAUGACAAAAAAAGAAACAAAACAACCAAAAAAUAAGACAAAAACACAAGCGAGACAAAAAGGAAAUACAAAACAACAAAAACAUGAAGCAAACGAUAAAAGUCAGACAAAAAAAGACAAAAAAACAACAAAAAUAAGACAAAAUAUUACAAAAAGGAAACGCAAAAUGACAAAAAUGAGAAAAAAACAAAAACAUGAGACUAACGACAAAAGGCAGACAAAAAAACAACAAAAACAACAUGACAAAAGAACAAUAAGCAAUCUAGUAUUUUACUUUAUGAUCAAAACACCUUAUGGUUUAGAAAUUAUCUUAAAAUUACAGAUUUACAAAGUUAGAAUUUGCAGUUCAUGUCUUCUCUGUAAUUUUUAUACUUUAAAGUCGUCCCAUGGGCCAGAUUGGACCCUCUGGAAGGCCGGUUUUGGCCCACGGGCCACAUGUUGCACACCCCUGCUCUAGAGGCUCACAUGUGGACGGACUGAUGCCGAGGAUUCCUCCUGAUUCAUUUCCUUCGUGUACAGGAUCCAGAAUCAUUACGUGUAUAUAGUGUACAUAACAAAGCCGGAGCGAAUCUGAAACCGAAACAGACGGAUGCAAGAAGUUAUUUUCUUAAAUGUACAUGUGUAAAUACUGUAUUUCCCCGAUGCAGCUAUCCAUCCCGUUCACAGCACACACACAAACACUCACUCACCUUCCUCCUUUCUUAGCCCACACAUCAGAGAAGAUGAAUACAGAUUGGAAGAUGAGCGUUUGAAUCGCUUCCACAUGCAGCUCCAGCAAAGAGCUUCAACAAACUGUGAAAUUUACGGAGUUCAUUUCUGAACCAAACAUCACGUCUGCCCGUCGGCGGACCCUUUCAACCAAAGCAGAGUCAGAAUCCAGGUCUUAUUUCAAUCUGUUCAGCAUCUUCAUCAUCAUCAGGUGUCGCCAAACAUCUAAAUGUUUUUUAUAGUCUGCACCACUUCAUGUCAUAGUGUGUUUCCACCGUGUCACUGCCUCACUACUACACCCCUAGUGUCAGGUACAAACCAUCUGUAUCCAUUUCAGUGUCGUCCCCUUUAAUGUGUGGUGAGCUGAGACUCACUGGAAAGUAUAAAAACACAGGGAGUUCAAUAAAGAAGUCUGAUUUUCUUCUUCUA